CAUCUCACUCUCACAGCAGCAGCAAUGGAUCUCCACGGAGAUAAGUCGAAGAAGCGCAAGAGGAAGCACGCGAAAUUGGCAACUGCAUCGGCAGAGUCUGCAGCCACAGCGCCAUCAACAGCCCUGAAAAAAUCCCAUCCUCCUACAGACCAAUCCAGAGAAAAGAGCAAAAAGAGAAGGAAGACAUCACACACCAGCGAUGAUGAGUCAGAUGAUGAUAUUGAGGAAGAGCCGUUAGGACAAGAAGUGCCGGUGUCAGCAAGUGGCCCCAAUGGCACAGAAGGAGAGAACGACGCCGCCCCAAGCGACGACGACAAUGCUGGUUCUGAACUCGAAGAAACAGUUAACACCAUCAACGGAAACGCCGAAAUCACUUCUGCAGAAUCAGAUCUCCCAACCGACACAGUCCCCUCCCUCCCUGGUACAGAUGUCACGCCGCAACAGUUCAGCGACCUCUCUCUGUCCGAGCGCACCAUGGAAGCCUUGGCUGACAUGAAUUUCACCAAUAUGACUGAAAUCCAACGACGGGGCAUCCCGCCUUUGCUCGCCGGUCGUGAUGUUCUGGGUGCCGCCAAAACUGGUUCAGGAAAAACAUUGGCUUUCCUCAUUCCCGCAAUCGAGAUGCUACACGCUCUUCGUUUCAAGCCUCGCAACGGCACCGGUGUCAUUGUCGUCAGUCCCACCCGCGAAUUGGCCCUCCAGAUAUUCGGCGUCGCACGAGAACUCAUGGCCCAUCACACUCAGACCUUUGGCAUCGUGAUUGGUGGAGCCAAUAAGCCCGCUGAAGCAGACAAAUUGACCAAGGGUGUCAACCUCCUCAUCGCGACCCCCGGACGUCUUCUAGAUCAUCUGCAGACCACAAAGGGCUUCGUGUACAAGAAUCUGAAAGCGCUCGUCAUCGAUGAGGCAGAUCGUAUCUUGGAAGUCGGGUUCGAAGAUGAAAUGCGCCAGAUCGUCAAGAUUUUGCCCAAGGAAAACAGACAGACGAUGCUGUUCUCCGCGACACAGACAACCAAAGUCGAGGACCUCGCACGUAUCUCUCUGCGUCCGGGCCCGUUGUACAUCAACGUCGACCAUACGAAGGAACACAGCACCGUCGAGGGUCUCGAGCAGGGCUACGUGAUCUGCGACAGCGACAAACGGUUCUUGUUGCUUUUCAGCUUUCUGAAACGCAACUUGAAGAAAAAGGUCAUUGUCUUCAUGUCUAGCUGCAACUGCGUCAAGUACUAUUCCGAACUGUUCAACUACAUCGACUUGCCCGUUCUCGAACUCCACGGAAACUUGAAACAGCAGAAACGUAGCAACACCUUCUUCGAGUUCUGCAACGCAAAGGUCGGCACGAUGGUGUGCACCGACGUCGCCGCAAGAGGUCUCGACAUCCCUUCGGUUGACUGGAUCGUGCAAUUCGACCCACCCGACGAUCCGAGAGAUUACAUUCACCGUGUGGGACGGACAGCACGAGGCUCAAACGGCAAGGGUCGCAGUCUCAUGUUCCUGCAGCCCAGCGAGGUUGGGUUCCUCAGCCACCUGAAAGAGGCGAGGGUCCCCGUCGUCGAAUUCGAUUUCCCCGCGAAAAAAUUGUUGAACAUUCAAAGUCAAUUGGAAAAGUUGAUCACCCAAAACUAUUAUCUGAACAAGUCCGCAAAAGACGGCUACAGGUCAUACCUCCAGGCUUAUGCGUCGCAUAGUCUGCGGUCCGUCUUUGACGUCAACAAGCUCGACCUGGUCAAGGUGGCCAAGAGCUUUGGGUUCGCCACACCGCCCAGGGUGGACAUCCAGCUCGGCUCGAGCAUGCAGAGGGACAAGAAGCACGCUGGCCGGAGAUCGUUCGGGAGCCAACCCAGGCAGAACGGCCACGGUCUGAAAUUCAAAAGGAGAAACGGCGGUGAUUGAUUUAGUUGGUUGGUGAACUUGAAACGAGGCACGGAUUGGGUCAUUGGGCAGAUUGAGUAAUGGGCGUUCCCUGUAGCGACCGGUUCUAAAAAGCUCUCGCAUGGCAUGUCAGGUUCAUUCAUGAAAUGUUUCAACGUCAGUUCAAAUCGCUAGGUAUCUUAUUAUGCUUCUUCAUGCUGCUACUUACCAAGGAACGGGCUUGAUUUUGAUCGUAUGCAGAUACAGGAAAGAAGAAAUCUCG
Messenger RNA from Exophiala oligosperma, 2134 nucleotides. Its product is annotated as ATP-dependent RNA helicase has1. The record is from RefSeq and is a predicted model, not a curated record. Gene Ontology annotation, cellular component: nucleolus. Bases 25 to 1893 code for a protein of 622 amino acids. The transcript has 2 exons. Gene Ontology annotation, molecular function: nucleic acid binding; ATP binding; RNA helicase activity. NCBI's taxonomy places the organism in Eukaryota, Fungi, Ascomycota, Eurotiomycetes, Chaetothyriales, Herpotrichiellaceae. Gene Ontology annotation, biological process: maturation of LSU-rRNA from tricistronic rRNA transcript (SSU-rRNA, 5.8S rRNA, LSU-rRNA).